Molecule: messenger RNA, 279 nt
Organism: Penicillium crustosum
Lineage: Eukaryota; Fungi; Ascomycota; Eurotiomycetes; Eurotiales; Aspergillaceae
Exons: 1
Coding region: 1-279 (92 amino acids)
Source: RefSeq, a predicted model, not a curated record
AUGGUACAGCGGCAGUUGAUCGGUGGGUUUGAUACAUUCUUCGUCACGAAUGAUGUCGGCAGAGGGAGGUCUGCCCUUAGGAAGAAAAGGCAUCUCCAUCAAGUCCAUCUGGGAUGGUACGGUGCACAACGUGUUUACAACCGCGAGAAGGCGAUUGGAUCGCUGUGGUUACAUCAAGUUCUGUCCCAAGGACAGACUAUUAUCAAGGGCAACAGCAAGCAAGCUUUCGAAGCCAAAAAACAAACAAACAAACACUUUGGCUUUGUGCAAGAGUUCUGA